AUGAUCGAUAGCAAUGUUGCAGGAGCCUCCAGCAAAUUAUCUGGUGUCAUUCAAGCUGAUGCUGGCGUUGAUCUAAAAAGGAUCUUCUGCGAUGUGCGUGACCUCGUUGCCAGGCAUGGCCACCAUCGAACUCUGUUACCAGUACAGCUAUUCAAGUACCACUACGAAGCUACUUUGUCGGCUUUCAACUCUAUUCAGACAGACGUUGGAAUGGUAGAUGAGGAGCUCCUGCGGCAGUUCGAAGAAGAGGGCAAGCUAGAUGAUGCAAGUAAGCUAUACAGGAGAUUGAGCAUGACAUUGCACAAGUGUAGCAUGAACCUUGCUGAACUUGGUCGACGACGAAGAUUUGAGGAGGAGCUUGGUAGCCGACUGCUGCAGGAUUUGCAGAACGAUAGUAAGCUAAGAGUCGUGGUGGAGAUAUACUCUAGAAUGUCUCAGAGUCGGGACUCGGACAUUGAGAGUCUACCUGGAAAGAUUGAGAGUCAACGAAAUGUUCUAUACAAUUUGAUCACGCAGCACGAUAGCUAUCUACAAGCUAGGCUAGCUAGAGAAUCACUCCGAGACUCCAAGGCGAUGAAAACGCUGUCUAUCUUGACGAUUCUUUUCCUACCUGGAGCUUUCAUCGCUACUAUCUUCUCCACCAACAUGUUCGACUUCAAAUCCAAGAACCAGCAAGUGAGGGUUUAUUUUGCGAUCGUUAUCCCUCUCACUGCUGUUCUGAUGAUCUGCUGGGUUCUUUGGUUGAAGAACACACCUGAGAGAGCUGAUGAAGAAUCCGUACGCCAAAAUCAACCAGCGGUAGCUAUUAACUGGCUAAAAGGGAGCAAGGCCGAUUGA
This is a messenger RNA of Fusarium odoratissimum NRRL 54006, 837 nucleotides long. RefSeq lists its product as uncharacterized. The transcript is spliced from 2 exons. The record is from RefSeq and is a predicted model, not a curated record. Gene Ontology annotation, biological process: metal ion transport; transmembrane transport. Gene Ontology annotation, cellular component: membrane. Gene Ontology annotation, molecular function: metal ion transmembrane transporter activity. NCBI's taxonomy places the organism in Eukaryota, Fungi, Ascomycota, Sordariomycetes, Hypocreales, Nectriaceae. Bases 1 to 837 code for a protein of 278 amino acids.